This is a messenger RNA of Manihot esculenta (cassava), 1636 nucleotides long. RefSeq names its product dehydrodolichyl diphosphate synthase CPT3. The transcript has 2 exons. Gene Ontology annotation, cellular component: endoplasmic reticulum. Gene Ontology annotation, biological process: polyprenol biosynthetic process. NCBI's taxonomy places the organism in Eukaryota, Viridiplantae, Streptophyta, Magnoliopsida, Malpighiales, Euphorbiaceae. Bases 352 to 1467 code for a protein of 371 amino acids. The record is from RefSeq and is a predicted model, not a curated record.
UAGUUAGAGGGUCAACUACGGAUGCUUCUUUUUAAUUUAUUUAAGCAUUUUUAAUGUAUUUAUCACCCUUCACCACACAUUUUCUUUCAAAAUAUUGUCGACGCCCGCUUUCCCUUCCCCGAGUUGCAGCUGUAUAAACACCAAAAUACAGCCGCUGCAACACCCAACGUCGUUUCUCCUGUCGCUUGCUGUUAACGCGUUCUCACUCAGGCACGCUGCACUUGUCCUCGGUGCUGCUCCUCGUCCAGCUGCUCGCCCUCCUUGCCGCUAGUCUUCGUCAUCAGUCGCGCCGCUGGUCCUCGUCCUCAGUCACGCCGCUCAGAUUGGCACUGGCAAUUUUGGUUUUAAUAAAUGGGAAAAAGUAGUAGACUAAGUGAGAUGUUUGGCAAUUUGGGUAGUUUCCUUAGAAUAUGCAUUUUUCGUGUUCUAUCAAUGGGACCCAUUCCCAAUCAUUUUGCCUUCAUAAUGGAUGGGAAUCGGAGGUAUGCUAAGAAGAAGAACAUGAAAGAAGGGGCUGGUCAUAGGGCUGGAUUUUUAGCUCUUAUUUCCUUACUUAAGUACUGCUAUGAAUUGGGAGUGAAGUAUGUAACUAUUUAUGCUUUUAGCAUUGAUAAUUUUAAAAGGAGUCCUGAUGAGGUUAAGGACCUGAUGGAUCUGUUGCUAGAAAAGAUUGAGGAGUUGCUGAGUGAUGAAAGCAUUGUGAAUCAAUAUGGAGUCAGAAUAUAUUUUAUAGGAAAUUUGAUGCUUUUGAGUGAACCCGUGAGGAUUGCAGCAGAAAAGGUUAUGAAGGCGACUGCCAACAACACCAAUUAUACCCUUCUAAUCUGCAUAGCCUACACUUCACGUGAUGAGAUUGUACAUGCUGUUCAAGUUUCAUGUAAAAAUAAAGAGGAGGAAAUUCAAUCAUUGAGCUUUUGUAAAGUAAAUAAUGAUGCCAUUGAUGAAGUGGAGGAUAAUAAAAAGUUUAAUGGUGUCGUCCCAUUUGGUUAUUUAGAUUCCCAGAAAGACAAGACAGAUGAAUCUCAAGCAACAAGGGCAAAUGUGACCUCCAGUUGUAUAACUACAGGAGUUGAAGAGGAUGGCAAUAAAAAUAACAUGACUUUGCGUGCUGUCCAAGGAUCCUAUGUAGAUACAUGGUAUAACUAUCAAGCAAUGACGGAGAAUAGAAUGGGCAAUGGAGCAUCUGCAUCCAAAGAAUGUGGGGAUAUGCAGGGAGAGUGUUCUAUAAUAAAGCUAGUUGACAUUGAGAAGCAUAUGUACAUGGCAGUAGCUCCGAAACCUGACAUCCUUAUUCGAAGUUCUGGAGAGACCCGCCUGAGCAACUUUCUACUUUGGCAAGCUAGUGAGUGUCUGUUGUAUUCUCCAGAUGCUUUGUGGCCAGAAGUUGGUUUAUGGCACUUGCUGUGGGCAGUAUUAAACUUCCAAAGAAACCAUUCUUAUUUGGAAAAGAAAAGGCGGCAGUUGUAACUUUGUUUUUUUUUUGAGAAGCAGCUGUAACGAAUUUAAUGCUGCAGAAAAGUCACGUAUCACACGUCAUGUGAUAAUUGAGUACACUAAAUUUUUGUGGAAGUUGGUAAGCUCAAGGAUGUGAUACAGAAAGCUUAAAUUUUCAAGCAUGGGCUUUUUUUUUAGUUGC